This is a messenger RNA of Exophiala oligosperma, 2379 nucleotides long. RefSeq lists its product as uncharacterized. The coding region runs from base 199 to 1692 and encodes 497 amino acids. Gene Ontology annotation, molecular function: transmembrane transporter activity. Gene Ontology annotation, cellular component: membrane. Gene Ontology annotation, biological process: transmembrane transport. NCBI's taxonomy places the organism in Eukaryota, Fungi, Ascomycota, Eurotiomycetes, Chaetothyriales, Herpotrichiellaceae. The transcript has 3 exons. The record is from RefSeq and is a predicted model, not a curated record.
CGUAUCCGGAGUGUCCCCGUGAUCUCCAGGAAAAUACAAGGCCCCUGGACCCCAGUUACAAAUAUCGCCAGCGUCGGCAACGUUCAAGACCAGUGUUAUUGAGUACUUUGGUCGUUAAAUCACCCAGAUAUUCCUGUCUUCACUCCUAAAUACUCUCUUCUUCAGCUCUGCAGAGUGUCGAGGACCUCCCUCGUGCACAUGUCAUCCACCAACACAACCAUCAAUAUGAAGGAUGAAAAAGUGGCUCUUGAAAACUUGGGAGACGUGGAAGACGGCGAGUCCGUUAGCAACCGAACCCAUAUCGUAAAGCUCGAAAAACAGGUGGUGAGGAGGUUGGACAUCGUUGUCAUGCCCACGGUGAUCGUCCUGUAUCUUCUCGCAUAUAUCGAUCGUGCCAACAUUGGAAAUGCACGACUGGCUGGUCUUCAAAAAGACCUCCACAUGACCGAUUUACAGUACAAGACGGCGGUGACGGUGACUUAUAUUCCGUUAAUGUUGGUCGACAUCCCGACCAACUUGCUCCUUAAGAAGAUCGGUGCCGGAAAAAUGUUGCCGAUCCUGUCCAUCACCUGGGGCCUGAUCACCUUGUUGCAAUCUCAGGUUACCAGCUUCGGCGGCCUCGUCACGGUUCGCUUCUUUCUGGGGCUCGUGGAAGGUGGUCUGUUUCCGGGCAUGCUGUUAUACCUCUCGUCUUUCUAUUGUCGUGCAGAGCUACAAGUCCGGAUAACGCUCUUCUUCGCUGCAGUCAUCUUGAGCGGCGCCUUCUCUGGCCUCUUGGCCGCCGCAAUCCAGCAGAUGGAUGGACUGCGUGGGCUCCGUGGCUGGCAGUGGAUCUUCCUGUUGGAAGGCCUGCUCACUAUUUGCUGCGGCAUGGUGGGAAUUUUUGUCCUGCCAAGCACUCCAUCCAAGGUGCUCACGUUCAAAAAGGAACAUGUCGACUAUUGCCAUCACCGUUUGGAGCUGGAUUCAAACCUUUUCGACAAGGAGCACAUCACCGUGAAGGCGGUUCUUUCGAUAUUCAAGGACUCCAACUUUCUGAUCGCCCUGCCUUUCUACUUCGCCUCUGGUUCCCUGGGUCUGGGUCUUUCAGUCUUCCUGCCAACCAUUGUUGCCGCUCUCGGAUACAGCUCGACCAACACACAGCUGUUGACCGUCCCACCAUACACGAUGGCAUUCAUUGCCGCUGUCAUCACCUCAUUUAUAUCGGACCGCUAUCGCCAACGUGGCCUGUCCGCCUUCACCGCUGGUCUCGUGGCGCUCGCCGGCGGGGUGAUCCUCUACUGCGGCCGGGGCUUUGGAGUUCGCUACACCGGUACCUGCCUCCUUGUCAUAGGCACAUACACUUUUGCGCCGUGCACGCUCGCUUGGUUGCCUAACAACAUCGCCGGCCAUGCACGGCGCGCCACGGCGCUGGCUACAUUGGCCAUGCUAACCUCUGCAGGUGGCCUGGCCAGCACGUGGAUUUAUCCCACUAGCUCAGCUCCCUAUUUUGCUUUUGCUGCCAGAUUCAACAUCGCACUCAUUUGCAUCAUGGAUACCUGCGUUCUUUUAUUGCUGCUGAGGCUACGGUCCCAGAAUCGUCGAAAAGAGGAGAAGCCCAGUGAAUUGCUGCGAGGAUUGGAGCACCUGAGCGAGGAGGAGCAGUUUGUUGUGCUAGGAGAUCAUCAUCCGAACUACAGAUACACCUACUAGGUAACCCCGGAUGAGAGUAAUUCGUGAGCCCUGGGCUGACCUAUCCACAGAUUUGACUUGAAAAGGUAGACGCGGGAACAGAGGCUUCCGUCAUCAUUUAACACCGGAGCCUAGUCGCCUCGAGCCUGCUCUCCCUUGGAUCUCGCGCACACCAAACAACCCGAUUGAAGCGACUUCACAGUCUCAAUUUAUUAAACAUCGGGUCUCUCGCCAUCAAAGAAGCUCUCCGACACCAAUUCUCGAAGCUAUUGAUCAAUUUGCGAAAGGGACGCAGGGAAUUAUGCACCAAAUUACCCUCCUUAAGUCCGAGGUCAAUGCACUUCGAGAGGAGAAUGCGCUACUUAGUCGUCGACGACGAGCAAAAAAGAUACGUCUUCGCGAGGGAGGGAGCACGACUCUCGCUGAUGGCCAGGUAUACAGGCUCAGAAUCAAGUAGCUAUCCAGAUGAAGCAGGAAAUGCAGCGAAAUCGUGCUCAAAAGCCUCGGACGGAAACGAAGCCGAGGACCUGUGGAGUCUGCGGAAAGGCAGGCCACAAUGCAAGAACCUGUCAGAUAGUUAACUUAUCCUCUGAGGAAGAGGACUCAGAGUAGUUUGGAAUGACUAAAGAAGUUGUGGUUAAGUCAAGUCGUGAAAAGUGAUGGUGGUUCGGGCGAGGUGGCCCCCUCGCUUGUCUGGCCCACUCGCUU